GAUCUUCGCUGGGCUGGCACGAAAGUGGGCUGUGCACGUGACCACGCUGUGGGCACUCCCAGUCGCGUCUCUUGCUCAGACGCGUCUACUUCUCCAAAUUCAUCUCAAACAUCUACGACCUUCGGUGAACCCUGAUACUUGCCUCUCAAAUAUUCUUAUGGAUGAGAUCACUGAUAUAUAUGCAGAACUCCCUCCAAUGGCGCCCCAAAGCCAUGACUUCAUCUCCAGACUCCAUCCGAAUGCCAAGCUUCCUUCCAUCGCUUUCUUACCUGGAAAGGAUGCAGCGAAUCUGCGAUUCACUCCCCGAACCUGGCGGUACAUAGCUGCUGAAGGGCUUUUCAACGUCUUCAAGUCAAGGAUGUAUGUUGGUAGCCUAGACGGCUUUGUCACACAAGGCAAACUUGCCAUACGACCAUGGAGAAGUUACCGGAGCAUUGCAGAUGGACUCAUCGAAUGGCCCUGGAUGACGCGUCACAUCCAGGAGAUAGAGAUAUACCUUCCUGAUCAAGAGCUUGGUAGUCUGGUAGCCGCUGCGGAUAUUCAUGAGAGCUUGAGAGAAAAUCCGGAUGCACCCUGGGAUUUCCCGAAAGAGAGCUUCCUCGAAUUAGGCCGCGAGUUCUCAGACGUGAAGGCCGAAGCCGUCCCGCUCAACGAAAUGUUUUCUCGGCUGCCACAUGUUGAGUCCUUGAGCAUUUUCUCGGAACGAUGUUCAUUUCCGCAAUCUGAAAGCUGCUUGUCAGCUUUUGGGAUGAGUAUAUGUGUAAAAAGGAACCCGCCUUGGAACCCUUUGGGCACAAACCAGCACCUACAAUCGCUACUUAGAAUAUUGCUCUUCGACAUGGCCCAUCAUAAUUUACUAAUCUAAAACAUACCUUGUGCGUCUCCAAGGGUCACACUGGUGUUCGUGCAAAAGAUCUUGGCCUGGCCACAAUAACAGGAACCGGAAGGCAUUCUAUUGCAUUGUUCUCGAAGUCGAUGUUCUUGGUAAGUGGGAAGUUAUAUUUGUCAGGGGAUCGUUCUGAAAUUUAGUGAGAAGAAUUCAAACUGCCCUUGGGCUUUCGUUCAAAAGGUUCACUUGGUGAAAAUUUAAUCAAAAGAUCUUUUGAAGUUGCGUCGAUUUGAAAUUGGAAUUCUAGAUUUAAUUUUACACAUCAAGAGGUCUCGAGCAAUAUCGACGUUAUUGGAAAUCAUUUGUUCGGUCCAAUAGCCGCUUCUA
This is a messenger RNA of Hyaloscypha bicolor E, 1216 nucleotides long. RefSeq lists its product as uncharacterized. The transcript has a single exon. Lineage: Eukaryota; Fungi; Ascomycota; Leotiomycetes; Helotiales; Hyaloscyphaceae. The record is from RefSeq and is a predicted model, not a curated record. The coding region runs from base 158 to 865 and encodes 235 amino acids.